UGCUGGACUCACCAGCUGACACCAGCCUGGCCCAGAUGUUCCCAGCAGGUUUUGUCAGGUUCUGAACCAGUUCCACCAUGCCAGAACCGGGAGGCUCAGCUGCAGAGAGACGCUGGGGAGCAGAACCUGGCAGAACCGCAGGAUCACCUGUCGGAACCGGUCCAGCAGAGGGCAGCACAGCACCGGCGCUACAGGAGAAGAAGAAGAGCUGACAAAACAAAGAAGAAGAGUUCGGAGUCGUUCCUAAGUCCCGGCGGUACCAGACCCAGUUCCAGGUUCCGUUGGGUUUUUAUGGGUCACAGAGCAGAACCUGGUACAAAGCCCGACAAAUCGGCACCCAGAACCCGGACCUGCACGUUGGUACCAGCCCUCCAGAGGACAUCAGAACCACAGGUUCUGAUCACCGGCUGCAGGUCGUCAUGGAGACCGCUGUUGCCAUGGAGGAGGAUGCUGACGUAGCCCCGGUGAACCAGGCCGAGGUCCAGCCUAAAGCCGCGUCCAGCCAGGCCCGGCGCCGGCCCGUAGGGAGGAGAGUCCAGAGAGGAAAGAGGCGGGGCCUGGCGGAGAAGAGGCGGGGCCAGAAGCUGAAGAGGCGGGGCCAGGAGGCGGAGGAGGGCGUGACGGUGAAGAGGACGUGGGGCGGGAAGCGGCGCUGGGACAAGAAGCACUACUGCGUGUUCUGCCGCCGACCGCAGGUGAAGAUCUCCCGCCACCUCCUCAGGAAACACGCCGACCAGCAGGAAGUGAUGGCUGCCGGCGCCCUGCCCACCGGGUCCAAGCAGCGCCACCUGCUGCUGGAACACCUGCGCUGCAGAGGCAACUACCUGCACAACAUCGAGGUGAUCCGGCAGGGAUGCGGUGAGAUCGUCCCGUGGCGGCAGCCCUCAGAGGAGGUGGAUGCCAGGAACUACCUGCCCUGCCCGCUCUGCCUGGGCUUCUUCCUGCGGGCCGACCUCUGGAGGCAUCAGGUGUCGUGUCGGAAGAAGCUCGCCGCCGACGCCACGGACGUCGCCGUGGACACCACCGACGGCGCGGACACCGCCGUAGACGAGACCGCCGUCGCCGUGGACACCGCCGUCGCCGCGGACACCGCCGUAGACGAUCCCGCCGUAGACGGUCCCCCCGUAGACGGCCCCGCCUCAGAGCCCAAGGAUCCAGCUGCUGAGACCUCUGAAGAGGCUCCAGACCACAGCUCUGAGCACAAAGACAGCCAGACCCUCAGUUCUGAGCCCGGUGUGGAUCAGAACCAGAACCCAGGACAGAACCAGCCUAAGAAGAAGAGCCGGGUCCAGGCCGCAGCGUCCCGCCUGCUGCCCAUCUCCAGCGGCGCCUCAGAGAGCUGCAGUGAGAUCUUGCACCGCAUGAACCAGGACAACGUGUCCUACGAGGUGAAGUCUGACUGGCUGAUCUGUAAGUACGGCAACAAGCUGAUGGGGAGCCGCGACGGCAGCCGGCGGAGCUACGAGUACGUCAGCCAGAAGCUGCGGGAGCUGGGCCGCCUGCUGCUGGCCGCCAAGUCUCUGGACCCGGACGUCCAGAACCUGCAGGACCUGCUGGUACCGGGUCAGCUCAGCCUGGCUCUGUCUGCCGCCAGGAAGGCCGCCGGGUACCGGUGGAGCCGGCCCCCGCUGUCGGUGAAGACCACCCUGAAGUCCGUCUGCGAGAUCGCCAUCGGGGAGAGUCUGCAGGACGGAGACUGGGAGGCCGCGGCCAGAACCACCGACUUCUACCACAUGCUGGGCCGGGAGUGGGACCACCUGGGCCUGCAGAACCCCGACCCGGACCCUGCAGAGGGAGGAGACGGAACCAAAAAACAACCGGGUCAGCCCAGAACCGACAAGAACCCCAGACCCGAUGCUCGCUCCAAGUCGGGGAACACACCUGAGGUCACCUUGGUUCCUCCAGAGUCCAGACCUCCGGGCCUCCUCCCAGUUCCCGGUUCCCCCAGGAAGGUCCGGCGCCGGCCCUGGUCCUCUGCAGAGAAGGACGCCAUCUGGAGGCACCUGGGGGUCCAUGUUCUGCUGCAGACGGUACCGGGCAAGCAGGUGUGCCAGCGCUGUCUGGACCAGGAACCCGUCCUCAGGGGCAGACACUGGAAGGACAUCAAGAACCAGGUCCACAACCAGAUCCAGAGCCAGAAGAAGCAGCAGUUCCACGCCAUGAUGGACCAGGAGGAGGCUCAACAGAACCAGAACCAGAACAAGCAGCGCCCCCAGACCUGUCAGGCCCAACUGGACCAGCAGAAGAAACACCCCGAUCCAAACCAGCACAAGCAGACCCAGGUGGAACAGAACCAUCAGAACUCUCAGUACCAGAAGACGCCACAACACCAGGUCCAAGUGAACCACCAGGUCCAGAAUGCCAUUCGGAACCAGAAGAAGCAGCAGGACCAGCAGAACCAGGAGUGUCCCAAUAAGAAGCAGUUCUUCCACACCAGACUAGACCACCAGGAGCCCUGUGAGGUCCAAAUGGACCACCAGAACCAGCAGCUGCAGAACCCGGACACCUCUGUGUUGCCGGUCCCAUCGUACGAACCAGACGGACCUCUCCGAGCUCACGGACAGGUUCUGUUGGACCGGGAACCUCCUAUCGCUCAGUACCCGGUCCUGCACCGGGCCCUGGGCCACGACAUAGAACCGCUGCUGACCAGAACUGACUGGACCGACGAGGUUCUGGUUCAGAACUACCAGCUAAACAGGCCUAUGGGCCGGAACCUCGUCCAGGAAGUUGCAUCAAUCGGACCGCCAACGGGUCCACUCUCUGGUCACGUCCAGUUCUGAUGGUCAGGCCCUGUUUGGUCUCAGGUCCGGUUCUGAAGAGACCACCUCCAUCUCGGACUGUAGCCUCAGUUCUGUUGGGUUCUGCUCUGGUUCUUUUGGUUUGUCUGAACCUGCAGGGAAACCAGAUCCAGAAUAACGUCAGGGCGAGGUUCUCUGACUCUUCAGGCACCAGAACUGGACCAGAACUUUGGUGAAGAACUCCGCUGGUAGUAAUGGUCUGAGUCAUAAUUACAGGUCUCAGGUCCAGAGAACCAUCAGAACCACUGUCACUUGGGUUCUGAUCCUGCCUCAGAUAUUCUGCAGAUCCUGACCGGUUCCUUUAGAACCUUCAGUCAGUCUUAUUUCAUCACUGAGUUCUGGUGAGCUUGAUGAAAGGUUCUGGUUGGUCCAGAGGGUGUGUGUGUGGGGGGUGGGGGUGUAGGAGCUUCAGUAGGGAGGUCCAGACGUCUCUAGUCAGAACCCUUUGGGUCAAAGUUUGAUCACCUCAGCUGUGGUUCCUGAUCCAAACAGUCCAGGGUUCUGCUGGCUCCUGGACCGGGUCGACACUUGGAGAGCAGAUUUGUUCUGUGGUUCACUCUGUUCCCUUCAUGAGGUUCUCCUGGGUUCUGUGUGAGCCUGUUACCUGCUGCUGGUACCAGAACCGGUUGCCUCUGAAAUAAAGUGGCUCCUGAAGUUGGACUCGUCUGUUUCUUUACCGGGUCUCAGGUUGUCCCAGCAGCACCAGAACCACCUAACUGGAGAAGCAGGUCUUAGAUCCCGGGUGUUCUGGUUCUGUGCCAGGUUCUUCUACUAGUGUGACCCACUCUGGAGUUUCUGGAUGGAUUGUUCUGACCCGCCGUGACCAAGACAGGAACCAAACGGACUCACUAAUAAACAUUAACUGAGCUUUUAGGAGAACGUGGACCCGGUGUCCCAGCUGGUCGGUAGAACCAGAACGGUUCUAGAUUAAUUUAGUCCAAUCAUUAUUUAAAUCAGAGAAUCAGAACCAGUGGCUCCUCAUCCUGCAGCACUUCUGUUUCACCAGGAAAGGUUCUGUUUAAUAUGAAGCGGGAUAUGAAGAGAACUUCUAGUCAGAGACCCGAGGGGUUCAUCCACCAGAACCUUCUACUGGACCAGGGCAGCUUCUCCUGUUUGAAUCGGCUUUAGACCCAGAGAACCUGGCUGGACUUUACUGGGUUCUGUCAGGUACCAUCGGUGCUGGACCUGCCACCUGAUCCAGUUGGAUAGAGGUUCUGGUGCCGAACGGACAGAUUGGUGCUUAUUGUUGGGCUUCAGAUAAACUUUAUAUUGUAAUAAAUAAUUUCUUCUA
Fundulus heteroclitus (mummichog) is the source of this 4089-nucleotide messenger RNA. RefSeq lists its product as uncharacterized. NCBI's taxonomy places the organism in Eukaryota, Metazoa, Chordata, Actinopteri, Cyprinodontiformes, Fundulidae. The coding region runs from base 420 to 2780 and encodes 786 amino acids. The record is from RefSeq and is a predicted model, not a curated record. The transcript has 8 exons.